AUGGAGAGCGAUGUCAGCACGGUCCGAAGUCAGCGGCAGGAGCGAGACGGAGAGACGUGGUCGAUGCAGUUCUGGAAUCCAAGGGGCAGGAGCAAGACGGAUGAGCGUUGUCAGGGCAGUCCAAGGUCGAGAGCUGAAUCCACACGAUGGGAGCAGGGUCCAAUGAAGCAGGGUUCCGAGCAGGGAACAGGCUGGCUGCUAGGAAUUAUUCCAGGUGUCUGCCAGAACGUGCAAAGCGUCCUGCUUCCUCUUUUCUACUUUCGGCAUCCGACCUAUGCCCUCAUCCCCAGCUGUGCCUUAUCACCCCAGCUUCCACCAUCACUUACCUUCCUCUCCGACGGCAGGCCCGGUUGUAAAUCGAGCCCCCGGCUUCACAGGAACUUAGGCCGAAGCCUAGCUUCCGGUGAUGUUGGGGACUCCAUUUACACCUUGGACGGACGGCGGAGAGGAAGGAAACAUGGGAAAGCCAGGAGCCGUUGGAGGCGCCUGAUGUCUGCUGUGGGCAGAGGCCAUCGCAGGUCCAGGAUUCUUUCACAACCAGCUCCAGGACCCUCCUCAUCAGGACUGGACCGUUUGCAGGAGAAACCCAGUAGAUGCAGGACAGUCGUACCAUGCCUGGAGCAUUGUAAGGAAGAAUACGACAAAGUCUCUAACCUGUAUCAGAACAACAGGAUACGGACGACAAAGUACAGGUUAUGGAACUUUAUACCAAAGAAUUUGUUUCAGCAAUUUCACAGAGCUGCCAAUUUAUAUUUCUUAUUUAUCGUUCUGCUAAACUGGGUUCCAGCGGUGGAAGCCUUUAAAAAAGAAAUCACAAUGAUCCCUCUUGUUGUGGUUCUCUCCAUUAUUGCAAUCAAAGAUGCCCUGGAGGAUUGCACAAAAUACAAAUUAGAUAGAAAGAUAAACAACUUAGUAACCCAAGUCUACUGUAGGAAAGCAAAGCAAUACAAAGCCAAGUUCUGGAAAGAUGUUCAUGUUGGUGAUAUUAUCCGUCUGUCUUGUAAUGAGGAGAUUCCAGCCGAUAUGGUGCUGAUAUAUUCUAGCGAUGGAGACGGCAUCUGCCACCUGGAGACAUCAAGCCUUGAUGGGGAGACCAAUCUCAAAGAGAGGCAGGUGGUCAAAGGAUAUGCAGAGCAGGCUACUGAACUUAAUCCGGAAACCUUCUCAGGCAAAAUAGAAUGUGAGCCCCCUAACAAUGAUCUCAACUCCUUCCGGGGCUUUCUUGAGAAUUCAAAUAAGGAGCGAGUGGGACUGAAUAAGGAAAACUUGCUGAUGCGAGGAUGCACUGUCAGAAAUACAGAAGCUGUCGUUGGCAUUGUGGUGUAUGCAGGUCAUGAAACGAAAGCAAUGUUAAACAACUCCGGGUUUCGUUACAAGAGGAGCCAACUAGAGAAGAAGUUGAACCACGAUAUCAUCUGGAGUGUUCUGCUUCUAUUUGUGAUGUGCCUUAUAGUGGCAGUUGGUCAUGGAUUUUGGUUAAAAAGAUAUUCAGAUCCGCCUCUCUACCAUACCGGAAAACAACUUUCUCCAACCUGGGGAGGAUUUUUAAUGUUUUGGACAAUGAUUAUUUUAUUACAGGUCUUGAUCCCAAUUUCUCUGUAUGUUUCUAUUGAAUUUGUCAAAUUGGGACAUAUCUAUUUUAUCCAGAAUGAUAUUGAUUUAUAUGAUGAAGCCACAGACACCAGGAUUCAAUGUGGAUCACUAAAUAUAGCAGAAAAUCUCGGGCAGAUACAAUACAUUUUCUCGGAUAAGACCGGAACACUCACUGAAAACAAAAUGGUUUUUCGGAGGUGCACCAUUGCAGGACGUGAACACAGCCAUGAGGAGAAUGCAAAGAGGCUGGAAGCAUAUCUGGAUGGGGAUGAGGAUGAGGACGAGGAUGACCCACAGAGGAAUCCUUCCCAUGAUUCUUUGCCACCUCUCUCCAGAUCACGUUUUUUCAGCCGUAAAUCGAGUGCGUUUCUGUCGAGCAAAUCUCUGAGCCGUGUAUUUCGCAGCACCAGUACUAUGGUCACGAGACAACUGGCCUUCAGUAGCCCACUUGAGACAGAUGUUGUGCCAGACAUCCGACUGCUAUACAGGUUCCAUCAGAUUGCUUUGAAAAAUUACACCCUGCUUGACUCGGCAACGCCUAUGCCAGAGGUUGUGUGCAUCAGCGAAUUCUUCACUGCUCUUGCCAUUUGCAACACGGUUGUUGUUUCCGAUCCUGAACAACCACGUCACAAGCAUGAGUAUGAAGGACUACCCUCUGGGACUGUGGAGCCUGGUCAGCUCCUGGUUGACCAAGGAGCUGUGGGCUCUGAAACAAGCAGAGCCAGAGUGAAGAUCACACAACGCUUCCAGGCACUGACUGAACACAAGAAGAGCACAUUCAUGGCCCUAUUCUGUGACAGUGAUUGCCUCCUUGGGCAGCUGUAUGGCACUGUGUUUCAAGGUGAUAAACAAAUUAACAUAACUAGAACGUUGCAGAGGCGGUGGUCUUCAGUUGUUUUGCCCAUGGUGGAUGUUAGAAGCAUGUUUCAAAAGUUAUUUUCAAGAAAAAUUAGCCCUCUACCUGUUGAAACUACAAGCUCAGGUGAAGGUGCUCAGUCUGACAGCCUCAAGAAACAACCAAAGCCUGUUCUUCAUGUGACAUUUCCAACACCUCUGUCCAUUGACACCUCUACAUCUUCUGAAGGCCCAUCAACCACUGUAGUAUCUCAGGAUGAAGAAGUGGAGCCCUUUAGUUUCUCAAGGAAUACAGACGCCAGCUUGUCCAAUGAAAGCUUAAGUUCACUUGAAAAAACUCAAGUUGAAUCGUCCAGUGAAACAUUGACCCCCCUUGAGCUGUCUUAUGAGGCGGAGAGUCCUGAUGAAGCGGCACUAGUCCAUGCCGCCAAGGCUUACCAAUGUAUUUUGAUGGCUAGGAAUCCUGAGCAGGUGACGGUAGACCUGGGUCCUCUGGGAAUACAAAGUUUUCAGAUGUUACGCAUCUUGCCUUUUGACUCUACCCGGAAAUGCAUGUCCGUAGUGGUGAAGCACCCAAUUUUGAACCAGAUUGUGGUGUACACAAAGGGGGCAGAUUCUGUUAUUAUGGAUUUACUAACAACCAAACCAACAGGUAUUGAAAAAAUAGACCUGCAAAGGAAAAGAAUAAAGGAAAGAACGCAGAUGCAUUUAGAUGAGUAUGCUACAAAGGGACUCCGCACCCUCUGUAUAGCUAUGAAGGUGUUGAGCAGUGAGGAAUACCAAGAGUGGCUGAAAGGCCAUUAUUUAGCAGAAAGUAGUAUUGAAAACAGGGAACAGAUGCUCCUUGAGUCUGCAAUGAGGCUUGAGAACAAUUUAACGUUACUUGGAGCCACUGGAAUUGAAGAUCGCUUGCAAGAUGGUGUCCCGGAAAGCAUAGAGGCACUCCGAAAAGCCGGGAUUAGCAUCUGGAUGCUGACAGGUGAUAAGCGUGAGACAGCCGUCAAUAUUGCCUGUUCCUGUAAAUUAAUGGACUCAGCUGAUAAUGUCUUCACCCUUGUGGCUGAUAGUCUGGAUGCCUGUGGAAAGAUGCUGGAGAGCAUUUUAGAAGACAUCCGGACAAAUGCUCCUUCCAAGGACAGGCAAAGCACUGCGUCCCAAACCACCGUUCGCCAGUUCAGCUCUGCACUCGUUAUUGAUGGGCCAACCUUAGAGUUUGCCUUGCAUCUGAGUCUGCAGAGUAAGUUCCUGCAGCUCACCAAAAGUGUCCAGGCUGUCAUCUGCUGCAGAGUGGCACCACUGCAAAAGGGCCAGCUAGUGAAGCUGGUACGGAAGGAGCUGAAGGUGAUGACACUCGCCAUCGGUGACGGUGCCAACGACGUUAGUAUGAUUCAAGUUGCUGAUGUUGGAAUUGGAAUCUCUGGCCAAGAAGGCAUGCAGGCUGUGUUGGCAAGCGAUUUUGCUAUUUCUCAGUUCAAACAACUCAGCAAGCUGCUCUUUGUCCAUGGCCACUGGUGCUACACCCGAUUGGCUAAUAUGGUCCUUUACUUUUUCUACAAGAAUUUGGCAUAUGUAGGGCUCCUAUUCUGGUAUCAGUUCUUCUGCGGAUUUUCGGGAAGCUCCAUGACUGAUUACUGGAAUUUGAUUUUCUUCAACCUCCUGUACACAUCAGUACCCCCCAUCAUUUAUGGGGUGUUAGACAAAGAUGUCUCAGCUGAAAUGCUUUUACGGAGGCCAGAACUUUACACAGCUGGACAAAGAAAUGAGCCGUACGUGAGAUCAGCCUUUGCAGGCAACAUAGCAGAUGCUUUUUAUCAAAGCUUUGUUUGCUUUUUUAUCCCUUACUUUACCUUCCUUAACUCUGAGAUUGACAUCUACUCUUUUGGUAAUGUAAUGAACACUUCCAUGUUCUUUAUCAUCAUGCUACACCUCGUCAUUGAGAGUAAAACUUUGAACUGGAUACACUGGGUUGUUUUAGCUGGUAGCGUCCUUUUGUUCUUCGUUAUUAAUGGGACUUUUGGAGCUACCUGCAUCCUCUGCAAUCCACCAGCCAACCAGUACUGGAUUAUGGAGAGACAGAUGUCUAAUCCAGUGGUGUAUCUGAGCUGCUUCAUCACAGUUAUCGUGGCUCUUCUUCCAAGGUUUAUGUUCAGGGUGAUCCAAUCCACUGUAUUCCCAAAUCCGCUGGUGGAAGCCAGGCAGCUUGAAGGAAUGGCCCUUAAAGGAGGGAAGGGUUUGCUGCACAAUCCAAAAGUAGUCCCAGUGUGA
Messenger RNA from Elgaria multicarinata webbii, 4713 nucleotides. RefSeq names its product phospholipid-transporting ATPase VD-like. Gene Ontology annotation, molecular function: ATPase-coupled intramembrane lipid carrier activity; magnesium ion binding; ATP binding. Gene Ontology annotation, cellular component: plasma membrane. The record is from RefSeq and is a predicted model, not a curated record. Lineage: Eukaryota; Metazoa; Chordata; Lepidosauria; Squamata; Anguidae. The transcript is spliced from 25 exons. Gene Ontology annotation, biological process: phospholipid translocation. The coding region runs from base 1 to 4713 and encodes 1570 amino acids.